Messenger RNA from Torulaspora globosa, 3027 nucleotides. RefSeq lists its product as uncharacterized. The record is from RefSeq and is a predicted model, not a curated record. The transcript has a single exon. NCBI's taxonomy places the organism in Eukaryota, Fungi, Ascomycota, Saccharomycetes, Saccharomycetales, Saccharomycetaceae. Gene Ontology annotation, cellular component: eukaryotic translation initiation factor 4F complex. Gene Ontology annotation, molecular function: mRNA binding; protein binding; translation initiation factor activity. Bases 1 to 3027 code for a protein of 1008 amino acids.
AUGUCUGAUCGAGUGGAGCCACAGGGUGUUGGUUCGAGUAGUCAGGCAGAACAUGUGGAUCAGGAGCCGAGUGGAUUUUCUGAGGGAUCUCAGGGGCAACUGAAGCAGUCGGCCGGUGAAGAACAGUACCAGCAGCAGCAACCUUACCACUACCAUACUGGGGGAGAUUACUCCCAGAGAGGGUCUCGUGGAGGUAGACAGGGCCAGCAGAGAGGCGGUCGUUACGGUGCCAAUAAGUACAACUACAACGGGGCCAAUGUGAGUCAAAACCAGUACAACAGGUAUAAUAGCAAUGGCAGGAACUACAACGGAUACAAGGCUCAUAGGGGAGGGAUGAACGCUGCAGCCGCUGCAGCCAUGAACCUGCAAUGGCAAGGCUACUACAACCCACAGAUGUACUAUAUGGCUCCGCAGAUGGCUGCAGUGAAUAACGCUCCGAUGGAAGGCUCGCCAUCGACGUCGCCUGUGUCCUCUACGUCCAGCACUCCUACUCCUACGUCCCGCAAGAUUGAAAUUACCACAAAGACCGGCGAACACUUGGAUUUGAAUGCACUUCAUCAAGCACAUCAACCGGCCCAUCGUUCCCAGAACACUGCCACCAACGGGAAUGAGGCAGAGAAGGCUGCAGUGAACACUGCCGCUCCAACUGAGGCCGCUUCUAGUGCUUCAAAGGACAGUGCGGACAAGGAAAAGACUGAGUCUGGUGCUAAGGCUCCAGCCACGCCGGAGAAUGCAAUUUCUGAAGCAGAGAAGACAAAGAGAGAAUUUCUGGAGCAGAUCAAGCUGCGUAAGGCAGCUUUGGAGAAGAAGAAGCACGAACAGAUUGAGGCUUCCAAGCCAAAGCCAGCCGAGCCUGUACUAACUCCUGUGCAAGAAGAGCAGAAAGCCGCUCCUGAGCAGCCAGCAAAAGAGAUUGCAAAGGACGAAGCUGGAGCUCAAAAAACUGCCGGCUCUGAAGAAGCGUCAAAGAAAACCGCCACCACAUUUGCUGAAGCUCUGAAGCUCAAGAAGGAAGCCGCUAAACAAUCAGCCGAAGUGGAAGCUGCCAAGCCAGAACCAGUCGGCGAGCCUGACGUCAAAAAGGAGGAACCUUCGACUGAGCAGUUAACGGAGACCGAAGCUGUUGACAAAGAGCAGGUAGUGAACGAGGAACCAGCUAAGACUGAAGCGGUUAAAGACGAAGCAGCUACAAGCGAGGGCAUUACCACUGAGGGUGCUGCGGCAGAAGACACAACAAUGGUAGAGGGAGAGAAAGCAGAGGAUGAAGUAUCUGAGGAGAAAGCAGAGGAUGAGGCUAUUGAAGAGAAAGCAGAGGAUGAGGCUAUUGAAGAGACGGCAGAGGAUGAGGCUACUGAAGAGAAAACAGACGAAUCUGAAGACAAACUAACGGUAACGCAGCUACUUGAUAGACUGAACGCAGCUAAGCCAAUCGAAGACAUAUAUGCAUUUACCUAUCCAGCUGGAAUUGAAGCACCAGAUGCUAGGUACAAGAAAUCGCACAUUAAGUACACCUAUGGCCCAACAUUUUUGCUUCAAUUCAAGGACAGAGUAAAAGCUGUUGCGGACGAUGAGUGGAUACAAAAAGCAGCAUCCAAGAUUGUUAUUCCGCCGGGAAUGGGUAAAGGCGGCAGACCUAGGGAUCCAAGCCUAUUUGGAGGAGCUGGCAGAAUGAACAGCGGGCGCGAUUUUGGAAAGAGCAGUUCUUUCAGAAACGUGGAUGGCAGAUCAAACUCCAGAACUUCUUCAAAGAGAAAAUCUAAGAGAGUGGUUGAUGAUAGAAGAUCAAACAGAUCAUACACAUCUAGAAGGGAUCGUGAAAGAGAGCGCGAGAGAGGUGAGGAAGAAAGGAGAGAAUCAGAGAAACCUAAGGAAGAAGUCGCUCCACUAGUUCCAAGCGCUAACAGAUGGGUUCCUAAAUCAAAACAAAAGAAGACGGAAAAGAAAAUGGCACCAGAUGGUGUUACAGAGUUACUGGACAAAGAAGAAGCGGAGAGAAGGAUGAAAUCCUUGCUGAACAAGUUAACUUUGGAAAUGUUCGACCCUAUCUCCGCUGACAUUUUGAAGGUCGCCAACCAAUCAAAAUGGGAGGAAAAGGGUGAAACUCUGAAUAUUGUCAUUGAAGAAGUUUUCCACAAGGCUUGUGACGAACCACACUGGUCCUCUAUGUACGCCCAGCUGUGUGGUAAGCUGGUGAAAGACCUUGAUCCAGAGAUUAAGGAUGAAAACAACGAAGGUAAAACAGGUCCAAAGUUAGUGCUGCAUUAUUUGGUUGCCAGAUGUCACACCGAGUUCGAUAAAGGUUGGACCGACAAACUGCCUACAAAGGAAGACGGUACUCCAUUAGAACCAGAAAUGAUGUCUGAUGAGUAUUACAAAGCCGCUGCGGCCAAGAGAAGAGGUUUGGGUCUAGUUCGCUUCAUCGGUUUCUUAUACCGUUUGAACUUGCUAACCGGUAAGAUGAUGUUCGAGUGUUUCCGUAGACUGAUGAAAGAUUUGAGCAACGCUCCAACUGACGAGACUUUGGAAUCUGUUGUGGAAUUGCUGAAUACUGUGGGUGAGCAAUUCGAGGGUGACAGUUUCAGCACAGGCCAACUGGCAUUAGAGGGUUCUGCACUUCUAGAUAGCUUGUUUGCCAUCCUACAGAACAUCAUUGAAAAUGCUCCAAUCUCAAGUAGAAUGAAGUUCAAAUUGAUCGACAUUAGGGAACUAAGAGAAAAUAAACAUUGGAACAGUACUAAAAAAGAAGAUGGACCAAAAACCAUUCAACAAAUUCAUGAAGAGGAAGAGAGGCGUCAAUCGAAGAACAAUUCUAGGAAUAGCUCAAGACGCAUGAACGCUUCACUCGGUAGCAGAAACUCCUUUAAAAGAGAAGCUCCUGUAAUUUCAAAGGACAAUUUCAUUUCCACAAGAUCAUCUUCUCAAAGACAUAUUCAAAAGCCCGCUCAGAAGGAAGAACCACGUCAACCUCAAAAGACUGCUACAAACAUGUUCAGCGCAUUGAUGGAUGAUAACGACGAUGAUGAUUAA